Messenger RNA from Miscanthus lutarioriparius, 810 nucleotides. The record is from the annotation of a GenBank genome assembly. Lineage: Eukaryota; Viridiplantae; Streptophyta; Magnoliopsida; Poales; Poaceae.
AUGGCCGAGCCCAACGUUCUGCCGGCGCUCGUGCUGUCUAGGUUCCAGCUCAGCCUGUCGCCCGCCUACGUGCACCUCAGGCUCAGGGUGGAGAGUGGAGACGGAGCACGGCAGUUCGUUCUCGGCGGCGGCGUGGGGCUGGUCUGGGUCUCGCUGCCGGGCGCCGGGAGGGCUCCGACGACGGUUCGUAGCGGCGGCGGCGUGGGGCUGGUCCGGGUCUCGCUGCCGGGCGCCGGAAGGGCCCCGACGACGGUUCGUAGCGGCGGCGGCGUGGGGCUGGUCCGGGUCUCGCUGCCGGGCGCCGGGAGGGCUCGGACGACGGUUCGUAGCGGCGGCGGCGUGGGGCUGGUCCGGGUCUCGCUGCUGGGCGCCGGGAGGACGGUGGGCAGGUUUCCGCCGUCCCGCGCCAAGUUCGCCAAGCCCGCCGAGCAGGGGCCGCCAGGCCACCUCAAAGGUGCCGCCUUGGCAGGCCUCCUCACCUGCUACAAGCCAGCCACCGGUGCUGCCUUGUGCUACGUCUCCAACAACCCGUCUCCCUCCUCCCUCAACGAUCCCUGCUCCCUCAAGAUGCGUCCCUCCACCAAAAGCUUGAUGUUGUUCUUGACCAGAUCAAUCAGCUUCAUAAAAAACUAUGGCAGAGCUUAUCUGGAGGCCGAGCUGAACAAACUGGCCAAGACCAUGUUUUUCAGCUUCACCAAUGAUGAUAAGGUCAAAGAGAGUCUGCAUAAGCUCAUCGAGGAGGGAGUUGAUACUACUUUUUACCAUAUCGCCUCGCUUAAGACGUGGUAUAGAUGGUUACGAGGGAAGUGA